This is a messenger RNA of Periconia digitata, 327 nucleotides long. NCBI's taxonomy places the organism in Eukaryota, Fungi, Ascomycota, Dothideomycetes, Pleosporales, Periconiaceae. The record is from the annotation of a GenBank genome assembly.
ACUGCUGGCAUGCACCGUGUUUCAACAUCGAGUUUGUCCAGCCAAGACCGAACAGAGGCAAUGCAAUGCAUACCAAGGACAUAUCUUCAUAUGUGCACCUCAAUAUCGUGUCGGCCUUGGUACGCAAUAUACCGUGCACAGCCGUGCAUUCAAUCGCCUCCGCUAUUCUAUCUUUCCAUUAUCGUCGUGAUAGUUUGGCGCUUCUUGUCGGGCAGCGAAAACAGCAGAUGCCUGACGUAUAGAGUUGAUCGAUGUUAUACGGUGGAGUGCGGUGCAAAGUCGAUUCCGGGAUCGUCAACCACUACAGCGGAGUUUCAAACGGUCUAG